CGACAAAACAACCCGACGACUGGAUCAAAACAACACAAAGGAAUUUCAUUUCACGGCUAGCCUUUCGUGAGUCAGUCAGUCGGUCGGUUUUAGUUCUCAUUGAUUUGUAAACAAAGUAAACACACUCACUAACAUUGCGUUUGCGGAAGGGUGUAAUGUAGGGCGAUAAUAUUCCAUUCAAUUAUUGAAUUACUACUCUUGUGAUAGUGGAAAUUUUUCAAUUCGUUCUUUGCUGUGAUACUUUUUGAAUUAUCGCAUCAAAAUAUUGUUGCUUGUGAUGCAUUCUGCGAUUGUUGGCCAUCGUAUUUCGGUAGAUGCCCUGAAUGAAGCUGCGGACGAAGAUGCGAUAGAGAGCGAACCAGAGUGCAUCGUUGAGGCGUUCGAGCAAAGUACGUUGAUUAUAGAAACCAAAACCAGAAGCCCUGCGCAAGGUGCCUGGCAACGUCCAACUAGACGGCCCCUGCCCAAGAAUGGCCGUAUCGUUCUUUGCUUCGAAAUUCUCUACGCUCGUGUGCUUCCGCCAGAGACAACCGACGCAAUUGGUUCUUCAACCGGCAACAAAAAAUAUGUCCUAUACGUAGUGAACGUUCGCAAAGAUGGUAUCGAGCCGGACCCUAAUCCAACGAGUAUCGAGCGUCGCUAUACGCAUUUUCUCAAACUAUACGAAGGACUUCGGAAAGAACAUCCCCUGUUGCUACAGAACGUGUUUUUCCCCAAGAAGGUUCUGAUGGGAAACUUUACCGCAGAGUUGAUUGGCGAACGAAGUCUAGCCUUUGAAACCUUCCUCGACCAUAUCAUUUCCGUGCCUUCCCUGCGUGAUUCGGGCCAUUUUCUAGAAUUUUUACAGGGUGAUGAGCUACGUAAAGCCUGCCAGUUGUUAGACGAACGAAGAAAUGAGUUCGCUGUGCCGAUCUUGGAGAACACUUUCCGAAUGUUGAACAAAAUCUUCCUGGACAAAUCCAAGUGCGUACUGCUGUUGCUCUGUCGGCUAGUAGCCGCUUGUACAACGUCUCCGAUCCCACAUCCCCUGGCGGAACAGUGGGCUGAAUUGGCACUAAGAAGAUAUGAACAUGUGUGCGACACUGAUCUCCUCGUGCUUUAUAUUCCUCUGUUGCAAACUUGUUUGCACCUGUGGUGGCAACGUGGUCGCGAUCGUAGUCUUCUGGAAGAACGUUUGAGCGAGAUGGGCAAGAAGGGCAUAACGGUGAAAGGAGGGCCCACACUGACGCAAGCAAUUCAUGCGCUCGAUCCACGGGCCGAGACCACAUGAAAAUUUCUGUAACAUGAAUCACAUUUUUCCAACAAUUACAUUAAGAUAAGAUUACAUUUUCGAGCUAGUAUAUCAAUUUUUACAUCAAACAAUUAAGUGCAAAUGUAAUGCGUAUUGCGUUGUGAUUUGAGAGGUCGUAUUUUUGGUGGUAGCAAAAGCUGUUAUUAAGAUUAUUCAAUAUUUAUAUUAUGUUUGUUAUUAAAAUUAUUACAAGUUUAAUGAAGAGUACGAGAUGGCUGGAACCAGAGUGGGACAAUCCUAAUUUUUCAAAAAGUUUUUCUGAAUACUGAAUUGCUUUCCGUAGAAAAUGAGGAAUGUUUCUGUCUAUUUCUAGCCCUCUUUUAUAUUAAGAUAAGAAAAGUGCAACGCGUAAUUGAGAAUAGCUUUAUCCAUGAUAUUCUUUUUAAAUAAGUUCUGUCUAAACUAGACAUAUUUUAUAUUGCAUCACAAACUUAUACACCCACAUAAAAGGUUCUUUUUUUAAUGAUCGAUUAUCAUCACAGUUUAUAUGGAAAUUUCCAACAGAUAUAAUGUUUCAAUGCUUUUAUUUCAA
Molecule: messenger RNA, 1823 nt
Organism: Toxorhynchites rutilus septentrionalis
Lineage: Eukaryota; Metazoa; Arthropoda; Insecta; Diptera; Culicidae
Gene: Snx21
Product: sorting nexin-21
Exons: 4
Coding region: 278-1270 (330 amino acids)
Biological process (GO): protein transport
Cellular component (GO): early endosome membrane
Molecular function (GO): phosphatidylinositol phosphate binding
Source: RefSeq, a predicted model, not a curated record